Scomber scombrus (Atlantic mackerel) is the source of this 1606-nucleotide messenger RNA. RefSeq names its product Rho GTPase activating protein 19 (gene arhgap19). Bases 1 to 1563 code for a protein of 520 amino acids. The transcript is spliced from 12 exons. Gene Ontology annotation, cellular component: cytoplasm. Lineage: Eukaryota; Metazoa; Chordata; Actinopteri; Scombriformes; Scombridae. The record is from RefSeq and is a predicted model, not a curated record. Gene Ontology annotation, biological process: signal transduction; regulation of small GTPase mediated signal transduction. Gene Ontology annotation, molecular function: GTPase activator activity.
AUGGCUGCGGGUAAAGAUGUCGAUGAAAACACACAAAAUACAAGCAAUAUGGUGGUCAAUCACGACGAAUCUCCGGGGGCUUCACGAAGCAGCCGACCACCCGUCAUCUUCAACCCAGACUUUUUUGUGGAGAAACUCCGCCAUGAGAGCCCUGACGUAUUUCUGGAGCUGGUGCUAAGUAACAUCACUCGCCUUAUUGAUCUUCCCGGGACUGAGUUUUCCCAGCUCCUCGGCGAGGAGAGCCCCAAGACCCCAACAGGUGGAAACGGAGGCUUCUUUCGCUCUUUCAACUUCCUCAAACGCAAAGAUAAAGGUUUUGUGUUUGGGUCUCCGCUGACCGAGAGCUGCAUCGCACAGAUCUACCAGCUCAUUGAGUACCUCAGCAAAAAUCUACAUGUGGAGGGUCUUUUUCGGGUGCCGGGGAACAGUGUUCGGCAGCAGACCCUCAAGGAGCUCCUCAACAGUGGAGCGGACGUCGACCUGGAGUCUGGAGACUUCCACCCAAAUGACGUGGCCACGCUGCUCAAAACUUUUCUGGGAGAGCUGCCCGAGCCCUUGCUCACACAUAGACACUUCCACGCACACCUGAAGAUCGCUGACAUGACUCUGUUUGAUGAACACGGCAAUAAGACCUCGAUACCCAACAAGGAGCGACAAAUCGAAGCCCUGCAGCUCCUCUUCCUGCUGUUACCUCAAGCCAACCGCUCGCUCCUCAAACUGUUGCUAGACCUGCUCUACCACACCGCCAAGCAGCAGGACAAGAACAAGAUGUCCGCCUUCAACCUGGCCCUCAUGUUUUCUCCGCAUGUUCUCUGGCCUAGACACAUGACAGCUGGUGACCUGAAAGACAAUCUGAAGAAACUGAACAACAGCAUGGCCUUCCUCAUCAAACACUCACAGAAACUCUUCAGGGCUCCGGUCUACCUGCGGGAAUACGCCAGAGUGCACUUCAGUGGGUCCAAGGCUCUGCAGACCAAGGAUGAUCUGGAGCUGCUGCCGGUAAGCGGUUCUCCUGCCCCGCGGACGGUGUUGCCCCUGAAGAGGACGGCUGCUGUGGGCCCCGGCUCUCAGGAGCAGUGCCAGUCACCUUCUGGACAAUACACAGAGGAGGCGCUGAAGGAGCUGUUCAGACACGUCAACCACAACAUGCCGGACUCCGCCAAGAAGAAGAAGCUUGUCCGACAGUUAGUCAAGCAGACCACCUCAGGGACGCCUACCAGCGAGCACUGCCCUCCAGGUCCCAACAAGAAACACCCCCGUUCACGCUCCUUUGGUGGACUCAUCAAGCGUAAAGCUCGUGGUGAGCAGCUGACAGCUGAGAGGCGAGGUAGGCACAUCUCACCGGAUACCGUCACCAGGACAGGAAGAAAAUGUGGCAAAGAGAACGUCAUCCAGCAGGUGAACAGUCCAUUGACCGGUCUCCUGUUGGGGAAGGCGGGGCUGGUAGUAAAAAACCCAGAUUUCACUUUUAAAGAGAACAAAGCUCUGAAGGUUUCUGAGGAGACUCCCUCCGUCCCCAGGAAGUAUUUUUUUUCUCCUGUUUCCCAGCAUAUCUCGGCAUAGAACCUGACACUUCCUCCUCCUCAUCCUCCUCGUCUCCUGCAGG